Molecule: messenger RNA, 4453 nt
Organism: Paramecium pentaurelia
Lineage: Eukaryota; Ciliophora; Oligohymenophorea; Peniculida; Parameciidae
Source: the annotation of a GenBank genome assembly
AUGAUUCCAGCAAAUAAAUCACCUUAAGAAGUUGAAAUAUUCUUUUACUAUUAAUAAGCUAUAAAUAACUUAGAGUAGGGGAGAAUUGAUGAUGGGAAGGUCUAACUGAAAAACUUGCUACAUCACAAGAUUGUAUAGAGUUAAGACAAUAAAACUAUUCAUUAUGCUACUUUAAUAUCAUUAGCUGAAGUAUGUGGAAGAAGCAAUUAAAUUCAUGAGAAAUGUGAAGCUCUAAAAUACUAUCAUGAAAGUAAUGCCAUCAUUGAAGAUUGCUGGGAAACAAAUAGAAAAAUGGCCAUCAUCUUUAGAUAAAUAGGACUUAUUUCUAGAGCCUUGCAUUUAACUUUAAAAGCGUAUUUAUUUAUCUUUAGAAUUUAGUUUAGAAUCUUGUUAAUAAGCUUAAGGAAAACUAAUAUUGUAUUAUUAAGUUUGCUGUUUAGCUUUCUUAAUUAAUGAAGUCGAUUACUUUAAUUAGUAUUUGGAAAGGAUUCCUGAUGAAAAUAAAUUAAAAUAAUAACUCUUAGAAUUGGAUUAGUAUAUCAAGGAAUAAAAAAUAUCUCAAUUUGUAAAUGAACUGCUAGAAGAAAGAAAUUAAAUUUCUAAAAAAAUAGCAUAAAUACCAAAAGAAUAUUUAAUUCUAGAUUACUUUUAUUAAGAAUAUGAAUGUGAUAUUUUUUUGGAUGAAUAGGAUAUUAAUAAGUUUUUUAAAAAACUUAAAAGACUAUUAAUAAAUAAUUUACACAUAGAUGAUAAUUCAGAAGAUGUACACUAAAAAGAUAUUUCAAUUCUUCUCAAAACUUUUUUCAUUAUCAAAUCUAAAAAAUAAAAGCUUGUUCAAAUAAAUAAAUUGAAAUAAUAGCAUGAAAAAAAUGUUAAAUAGCGUUUAAAAUAGAAAUUAAACCUUACUAAUGAAUAAAAUUAUUAAGAGAAAUUUUCAUUAUAAUCUAGUUUGUAGAAAGAUAAUUCUCAAUCAAUUGAAACAAUGAAAAAAUGUGGUAUUAAUUUUGAAUUAAUUUCAAUCUUUGGAAAAAAUACAAUUAUAAAUAAUGAACAAAUUCCAGAUCCAGAAUAAAACUAAAAUAAAACUAUAAAUAAUAAUUAAAUGGGUUAAUAUUUAAUAUAAAAACUUUCAACUUAAAAAUUUUAUUUUUUAACAUUAUUAAAUUAACUUACAGAACUAAUAUAUAAGAUACCUGAAGAAUUAAAUAUAGAUUAAGAAACAAUUGAUUAAGCAUAAAAUUAAUUAAUUAAAUGUUAUAUAUGGGCAUAAUAUUUUAUGAAUGAAUUAACUAAUGAUCCUAAAAUUGAUCUAAAGAUAUUAUCCUAAUUGUUCAAUGAAUUUAAAUUAAGAAUAAAAAAUGAAAAAAAUAAAACAAAAAGGUAAAUAAUCAAACUAAAAAAUUAUUCAAAAUUAAUAUUUAAACUAAAUGAUAAAUUAUUAUUUCAAAUUAGUUUCAAAAAAUGUUAAAAAGAACAAUAAAUAUCAUAAACCAAAGAUUUUAAAAUGAUUAUGUCUCAAAUUCAUAAUGAAUUCAAUAUAUUAAAGAAUUUUUCAAUUAUGAAUUCCAAUUAAAAUUAACUUAAUAAAAAUCAAUAAUUAAAUAAACUUUUAGAAUUUUCAUUACCAGAAAUUUUAGAAUUUUGGGAAGAACCAAAUUAUUUAAUUGAAAAAGGGGAUCAAAUAUCUUCCUAAGUGGCUAAAAUAAAGAAUUUCUUAAAAGAUGAAAAUAGAAUAUUAGACCCAAAAGAAACCUAUUUAAAAAUAUUAAAUGCUUGUAUUAAGCAAUUAUAUUUUAGAAAAACAAAAGAAUAAUGCAAAUAAGUAUUCCAAAUAAUUAAACCAAUUUUUGAAUAAUUCUAUAAAAUACCAUAAUUUAAUUCAAUAAUUGCUUUAUGCUUCUUAAAAUUGUCAUUUAUUUAUGGAGCUUUAGAUGAAGAAGCAAGUUAUCCAUUAUACUUAUUUUUAUCAUUCUAUUAUAAGAAGUUAGAUUUUCCAUAAAAGGAACUCUUGUUAAUUACAACACUAUAAUUAAAAUAAAUUUCGCUGUGUAAAUUUUUAGAACUAUUUAAUUUGAAUCAAGUAAUUAUUGACUUGCUAAAUUUAAGAUAAAAAAUGAAACAAGAUUAUCAGAAAGCUUUAAGAAAUUUUACAGAAACAUUUUAAGAUUAAUAUGAUGUUUAGUAUUAUUUACUAAAUUAAAUUAAUGAGAAACCAGGUAUUUAUGGUCAUUGUAUUGUUAAAAAAAAUCAAAUGUAAAUUGAGACUUAACCUGUUGAAACAGGCAAAAAUGUAGCUCCACCUGAAUCAUAUUCAAGUGAAUCUGAGGAUGAUUAUAAUUAUAAUUUUCCUUAUUAAAUAAAUUUCAAAGAGAUUAAAUUGAUCAAUGAAUAAUUAACUGAUCCUUUUAAAAUUGGAUAGAAUUAAUAUUAAUUUAGCAUUGAAAAAUAAAAAUAUUUAUUAAAUCAUAAAUUUACUGUAAAUUUGGGUGAUCCUAAGAUAUCUGGUUAAAUAAAAAGGGUUUCAAAAGAAAUCAUUAAAUAAUAAUAUUUUAUUUCCACUAAAGAGAUUAAAAAAACAUUUAUUGUUUAUUUCUUUGAAAACUAUUAUUUCAGUCCAAAUUAUAUUCAAAAAGAAUUACAAGAAAAUGAAAUUAAAUUUAUUGGUUAUUUUUUACCAAUAUGCUAUAAUAAGUUUCCAGAUAAAAAAUUAGUACAUAAUUUUGCAAAUAAUGUUAUUUUAAAAAAUAUUCCAAAAAAAAUAGAUACAUAAGUUUAUUAAUAUGCAAAUGCAUUAAAUUAAUAAAUUUUUUCAAAGUCACCUUAAUAGUAACCUCCUAAAUUUAAUGAAAUGAGAGAUCUUAUAGUAUCAUAAAAGUUAUAAAAUGAAUAUAUGGCAAAUAUUUAUUAUUUGCUUUAAUUAUCAAGAGAAGAUGAAAAAAAUCAUAUUUAUAUUUGUAUAGCAAUUGCAUUGAAUGAGAUUUCUUUUUUUUGGAAUUAUUUUUAUAUGAAAAUUUUUAAUUUAGCAUACAAUUAAUUAAAUUAAAAAGUAUAAACUUAAGAUGUUGACUGGUUUAUAUGCUAAAAAAAGAUAUAAGUUCAUAUUUAAAAAUAUUAAAGUUUAGCUCAUCUUUUUGAAUAUAGGUUCAUUAUGGAUUUACUUAAAGCAUAGCAAAGGUAAUUAGAAUAUGAAAGUUAACCAAAUGAAAAAAAUUAUUAAAAAGUUUAGCAAGCAUAUUAAUAUUUACUAUAAUAGAAUUAAAUUACAAUACCAUCUGAUAUUUAUCAAUUAUAGCACAAUUUCAGAGCAAUUUUAUUAAUUGAAAAAAAAAUAUUAAGAAAACUAAGGAGUAUUCCAAUAGAGAGGAUUAUUUAAUCAAUUUCCAAUUAUUCAUGUAUUAAUAAACUUAUUAUACAAAUGAAAGAAAAAUAGAUAAAUUAUUUUUAUAAUUCUUCAGAAGGGGAAGUAGAAAGUAUAUCAGAUUUAUAAAUAAAUGUUUAUAAAUAUCUUAGAAGAUUUAUUUAGAGUAAUAAUGUAAGUGGUUUAAACAAAUUACUGGAAAUAAUAGGAAGUAAAAUACCAUUGUUAAUGGAAAACAUAAAAGAUAAUGAUGAAUUCUAAUAUUAAUUAUCACCCGAAUUAAGAUUUUAUAAAACAUAAUCAUAAGAGAAAUAAAAUGAGGCACUCAAUUAAUAUUUGAUAUCCAAAGACUUUCAACAAAAAAUAAAUAUUGUGAUGAUGAACUUGUGCUCAUUUUUUGAAAAAAUCAAAAUGAGAAUUGAUCGUGCUGCUCCUUAAAGAUAUGUGAUAGAAGGUAUAUAUUAUUUUUGUCAUAUACAAUUAAACAAUAAGAAUUUAACAAAAGAAAAGCUUGAAAAUUUAUAUUAAAUCAUUUCAUUAAUAUUUUCCACUUAACAUAAAGAUUUAAUAAAAUAUUAAAAAAGGUAUGGUGAUGAAUUUUGUGAAUAAGAUUAAGUCUUAAGAUAUUAUUAUCAUCAUGAUCUUGUAUUUUAAUACUUAAAAUAAAAGAUAAUUAAACUUGUUAUGAGAAUAUAUAUUUUAAGUAAGAAGUGGAAAGAGCUUAUUGAAUUACUUGAAUUAUUGCCUAAACAAUUCGAUAUAAGGGGAUAUUAAAUUUGUUUAGCAUUAAUAGAAAAUUAGAAAUAAUUUGAAGACCCUUAAUUGUUAAAAGAUGCUUUAUGUUAAAUUGAUUAUUUUCUUAAACGAAAUUAAUAGUAUUAAAUUUUGAAUGAAAAUAAAGAAUACAAUAAUAUGUAUGUUAAAUUAUAUGAUAUAUUUUUGAUUUAAGAAUAAAAUACUAAAGAUACAUAAUCAGAAAUAGAAAAGAUAUUUUAGGCAAAAAAGUUUAUAAUUAACUAAAUUAAGAUAUUAAAGAAAUGCAAAAGGGAUACUUUGUAAUAUUAAGAGCCUUAAAAUUUUAUAGAAAUAGGUUGA